Molecule: messenger RNA, 783 nt
Organism: Musa acuminata AAA Group (dessert banana)
Lineage: Eukaryota; Viridiplantae; Streptophyta; Magnoliopsida; Zingiberales; Musaceae
Product: receptor-like protein EIX1
Exons: 1
Coding region: 1-783 (260 amino acids)
Molecular function (GO): protein binding
Source: RefSeq, a predicted model, not a curated record
AUGGGGAUUUCCGGUGGUGAUGUGCCUAUAUACAUCACGCCCACAGAGGUCUCCUCUCCAACCUCACACCUUCACUCUUCUCUUCUCUUGAGCGCUCAAUCGAUGGCUGCGGCUGGUAGCGGCAGUUUCCAGAACGGACGUAUUGCCUCGAAGCGUCUCAUGAUGUUCGUGGCCUUACUUCUCGUCUCCUGCUGUCCCGGCAAUGGCUUCGGCGAUGACGAUCAUGUCGAGGUGGAGGGAAUCAGCAGCAGUUGCAUGGAGAGCGAGAGGAGAGCUCUCCUCGCCGUCAAAUCCGAUAUGUACGACCCCGGCGACAGGUUUUCUUCUUGGACCGGCAAAGAUUGCUGUGGGUGGAGAGGUGUGGCCUGCGACAACACCACCGGCCAUGUCACCAAGCUCGACCUGCGCUACCCCUACACAUACGAUUUGUGGGAUAUGUUUAACGAUGGGGAAACAAUAGGCGUGAGCAAGGUAAAUCAAUCUUUGCAAGAACUGAAGCAAUUGAAGUAUUUGGAUUUGAGCAUGAAUAACUUCUCGGGUGCUCCUGUGCCCAAAAUGAUCGCUUCACUAGUCCACUUGCAAUAUCUCAACCUAUCUUAUGCCAUGUUCGAUGGACCAAUUCCACCUCAGUUCGAGAACCUCUCAAACCUAAACUAUCUCGACCUUCACGGAUGGUAUGAUGAUGAUUUUCUACAUGUCGAUGAUCUCGAUUGGCUCUCCCGUGUUCCUUCUCUUAAAUAUCUUGAUAUGAGUUUUGUCAACCUCUCCAAGGCAAUCAAUUAG